Molecule: messenger RNA, 2128 nt
Organism: Teleopsis dalmanni
Lineage: Eukaryota; Metazoa; Arthropoda; Insecta; Diptera; Diopsidae
Exons: 11
Coding region: 270-2075 (601 amino acids)
Biological process (GO): transmembrane transport
Cellular component (GO): membrane
Molecular function (GO): transmembrane transporter activity
Source: RefSeq, a predicted model, not a curated record
AAAAUCAUUAGACAGGAGGCUGGCUGUAUGCUGCAGAAAGCAUUCAAGUCGGAAUUUAGUUCUAUGGAAAUCAAGCACGUGCGAAGUCGAGUUUUGAAAUUUCGUUGGAGGAAAAGAAGGUCUUUCGAAAAGUUUAGUGCGAUUAUUACGUUUGAAUAUUUUAGGAAAUGCAGUAGUUUUGAAUGAAAUCAUUUAGUAAAAUAAAAACAAAACAAAAAAAAUUUAAGAUAUUAAUAUAAAAAUCGAAAAGAUAACUAUUGCGCGAAAACAUGUCUGAAAAUCGUAACUCCGCUGCAGAAAUGCAGUCCCAGCCGGAGAAGUUAAAUUACUUUCAGAAACUUUGGCAGUACCGAAAAUAUUUAGUGAUAGAACCAUUUUUCUUCUUCUAUCUAAUGGCUAGUGUAUUUAAUUCGGUGGCUAUGCAAAGUUUUCCACUUGAGAAGGCCUGUCGAGUUAAUUUGCAUUACAAUAAGAUUGUUUGUGAUACAACAUUGGAUAAGGGGGAUAUUAAUUGCGAUAGCUAUGACUUUACGAACACAACACUGGGUGCUACGCCAGAAAUAGCGAAUAUAACUGCCUCAUCCAUGGAUUUCAAUAUUACUGUCUGCAAAGCAGAAGUUGAGGCACAGCAAUUGGCAGCCGAUGUUUCUGGCAUAAGAGCACCUAUUGCUGCUAUUUUUCCACUCAUCGUUUUACUUUUUGCUGGAGGUUGGAGUGAUCGAUACAACAAACGCAAACCAUGCAUGAUAUUACCCAUUUGUGGAGAGGCACUCUCAUUUUUAUGUCUUCUUGUGUCGGCGGUAUUUUUUGAUUCUUUACCAAUGGAGUUUGGUGCAUAUUGUGAAGCUAUUGUGCCCGCCAUAUUCGGAGGAAUCACUUUCUGUUUAAUGGCAGUAUAUAGUUACAUAACAAUUGCUACACCAGAAGAGGAUCGAAUUUUCAGGUUCGGUAUCUUUGCUAUGUUUAUUACGGCUGUACCAUUCCUGGGUCAACCUGUUAGUGGUUUCUUGUUCCAACAAUUGGGUUAUACUUUGUCUUUUGGCAUGGCAUUUUGUUUCCAAAUUGUCGCUAUACUCUAUAUAAUAUUCUUCUUAGAAGAGGUAAAGCCUGCAACGUCAGAAAAUAAAACAGUUACAGAUGCACCACCUCCAUUACCAACACAAGCACCACCAGCUUUGCAGGGUGCUGAAAAUUUAGCCUAUGAAACUACCAAUCUAGAGAUCGGAAAAACAAAUAACAUUGAGUUAGUACCACGUAAUCAAGGAUCAACUACUGCACCCGUUCGGGUUCCAGAACCUCCCGUUGUGAAACGUUCGUUUUUGAGUGAAUUUUUCGAUCCCACACUGGCGAUCGAUUGCAUCCGUUUUCCGUUCAUAAAGAGAGAGAAUAAUGGCAGAAUGUUGCUGAUACUUUUGAUAUUUGCAUACUUUUUGACUUUGGGUCCAGCAUCUGGCGAAAAUGAUUACUGGUUUCGAUACGUCGUCAAGAAAUUAAAUUGGAACGGCAACGAUUAUAGUUUUUACUUCACAUUUUCCUCUGCGGCUGCAUUAGUAGGCACAUUUAUUGGUACCGCUAUAUUGAGUAAGAUUUUCAAAUUUGCGGAUUCUACAAUUGGUAUUCUUUCGGCGUUGGCCAUAGUAUUCUCGCGUAUACUUUUUGCUUUUUCUAAGGACACAGCUUCUUUCUAUGUUGCUGGUGUAGUGGACAUGUUUGUCAGUUUACGUGUGAUUGCUAUUAAAGCUAUUGGGUCCAGUAUUGUAGAUGGCGAAGAAUUGAGUAAAAUGUAUUCAAUUUUCGGCAUCAGCGAACCGAUUGGUCAAUUCAUAUUCCCACCUAUCUUCAGCGCAAUCUACAGCGACACAGUCAACACAUUUCCGGGUGCGAUAUUCUUGUUCGGCGAAAUCUUCUAUGUACCAAAUGUAAUUGUAUUCGUACUUUGCUAUUUCAUUUUACGCCGGAAUAAGAGUAAAAAAUCUCAAAAUGCUGUCGAAAAUGGCCAAAAUGGUCAAAAUGGUCAAAAUGGCAAUGCGAAUGGUGGCCAUGCAAAUCCAGAUUGUGAAAUCACUAGUCUUUAAAUAUAGUUUAUUUGUUUUUGUAUAUCAUCUGUAAAAUAUAAAAAAAUAUAUAA